AUGAACACGAUUCGGAUGCCAAAAUGCCGUGUGUUUGUUAGAACCCCGCUGAGAUCAAAUUCAACGUCAACGCAUUUGCAAAUGAACUGGGUAGACUUCUUUAAGUUGAGAAGACAGAACAAGGUAUUGAAUACCUCAGCAUCAAUACUUACGGCUGGCUUGUCGGGAUUUGCGACGUUAGAGUAUUUAGGGAAUGUCGAGAUUGAUCUCGAGAAGCCCAUAUUUGGAAUUGAUGCCGUGAUUGUCAUGGGCGGUUUGGUUUUGUUAGGUGGUGCUGCAGGCUAUCUUUUGGGCCCUUUCCUUGGUACCGCUGUCUUCAACUUAUCUCGACGCUCCGUGUUACCUCAAUUUAAAGCCAAGGAAGAACUAUUUUUGCGGAGAAUUAAACGCUACAGAGUUGACCCUUCGUCACAAUCUUUUUCGAAUCCUGUUCCUGACUACUAUGGUGAAAGGAUAUACUCAUUAAAAACCUACAGGCAAUGGUUGAGAGAUUGCAACGCUUACAGAAGGAAAGCUCAGGAGUUCAUUUAG
Messenger RNA from Candidozyma auris, 531 nucleotides. RefSeq names its product Pam17p (gene PAM17). Gene Ontology annotation, biological process: protein import into mitochondrial matrix. Gene Ontology annotation, cellular component: PAM complex, Tim23 associated import motor. NCBI's taxonomy places the organism in Eukaryota, Fungi, Ascomycota, Pichiomycetes, Serinales, Metschnikowiaceae. The transcript has a single exon. The record is from RefSeq and is a predicted model, not a curated record. The coding region runs from base 1 to 531 and encodes 176 amino acids.